This is a messenger RNA of Plasmodium fragile, 2520 nucleotides long. RefSeq lists its product as uncharacterized. The record is from RefSeq and is a predicted model, not a curated record. The transcript has a single exon. Gene Ontology annotation, cellular component: nucleolus; TRAMP complex. Gene Ontology annotation, molecular function: mRNA binding; poly(A) RNA polymerase activity. Bases 1 to 2520 code for a protein of 839 amino acids. Gene Ontology annotation, biological process: RNA 3'-end processing. NCBI's taxonomy places the organism in Eukaryota, Apicomplexa, Aconoidasida, Haemosporida, Plasmodiidae.
AUGGACGACUUCGAGUAUUACUUCCUCCCAAAUGAGGAGGAGUCGGAGCAGGUGAAGGGAGCCAAACUGGAGCUGCACAAAGUGCUGAAGCGAAACAGAGAAAGGCACAGCAAGGUAAACAAGCCGAUGAAGGCGGCAUCCAAUGUGAUAUCGCUGCUUGGCGGGAAGGAGGAUGCUUCGAAGGGGCAAAUGGAAACAUCUCCCCCUUGGAGCGAUGAGGAGAAGGCCCACUGGAAAGGCAUGCAUCCCUCGGCGAGAAGCCAAGAGCACUGUUCCUCCAAAAGGAGGAGGAGUCAUAAAGCAGACACGAGGCUCAAAACAGGGGAAGAGGAAGAAUACCCUAGUGAAACCCGCCCAAUACGUGAUAAUUCAAAUGAAGGUCAUGAACAAAGUGAGGUGAAUUCGGAAACGCGAAUUCAACCUGGUGAUAGGUUAGGGGAAGCCGUAUUGGGGGGAGACCGAAAAGGUAAAAGAAGACUCAAUGAUGAUAAUAUUACCCACCAUGGGAAAAAACCUAAAGGGGGGGUAGCAACAGUGACAAAGGCAAUACCCACCGGGUUGAGCACCAAUGGAGGGAAACACUCCACUGUGAAUGACGACGACGAUGGUGAUGAUAAAAGGGACACUUCAAUGAAGUGGACCGCGACGGGAGGGAGUGCCAAAAGCCGAAGCAACAGUUGCAGCGGCAUGUCUGAGGGGAGCGACCAGUCAGAUUCGCUGUCCUCGGGAAGGUCCUCCUCGACGGACUACCUCUCCCAUGAUAAGGGGACGAACAAAAAGAGGAAAAUAAAAAAGGGGACAAUAAAAAUGGAGGUGCACCCCCACGGGGGGGAGGGAAGAGGGGCGGUCAGGUUAACCAUGUUAGCGCCGGAAAUGGCAGAUACCGCUGCCGAUGCUACCACCACUGCGACGGCCAAUGCGACGGCCAAUGCGACGGCCAAUGCGACGGCCAAUGCGACGGCCAAUGCGACGGCCGUUGCGAGGGAGGAAAGAGCGUCCGGCAAUAACAGGCACGGGCGCACACCCGAGGAGCCAAAGCGGGAAAGGAAAAAGUACAGCGGGCUCAUGCUCCUGCACAAGUUUAAAAUAAACUACCAAAGCUUAACCGAGUCGGAGAAGAAGUACUACCUCUAUAUGAUGAAGAAGCUGCGUGUGCGUUACGAUAACGAGCGGCAGAUCUUCUACACAGACGACAUAUUCACAAAGUGUUUCACAGAAAGGGUUCGCCAAGAAAAAGGCAAGUUCAAUUAUUUAGGUUACUUAGAAUAUGCUUGUUUCUACAUCCUUGAAUGGUUAACCCCAACGAGGGAAGAAAAAUUGUUAAAGCAUAAAUCGCUAAUAAGGUUAGAAGUAGUGGUGAAGUCACUCUUUCCACAGUGUACAAUGCAACCAUUUGGGUCAUUCGUCACAGGAUUGUCCAUCCCGGGUAGUGACCUGGAUGUGUGCUUUUUGAACAUCCCCCUGGAAGACCUCGAUGCUCUGUUAAUCAUUUCAUACGCGUUAGUUAAACUAGACAUGGUAGCAGACAUACGUUUAAUAAAAGAUGCAAGAGUGAAAAUUUUAAAAUAUACAGAUAAAGAAACGGGUGUUCAGGUAGAUGUUUGUACAAAUCAACUGUCUUCAAGACAAACAACAGAUUUUAUAAAAAGUAAAGUGGAGAAAUAUUUAUAUUUGAGGCCACUAGUCAUUUUGUUAAAGUUUUUUUUAAACACAAGAAAUUUGAAUGAAACGUAUAUAGGUGGGAUUGGUUCCUUCCUUUUGUGUUGUAUGGUUUUGCAUUUUUUACAACUCCAUCCUUCUACCUUCGACUGGACUGUCUUUAACAACAGCUACCUCGUGAAGUUACUCCUGGAGUUCUUUAGCUUCUAUAGUAUAGAUUAUAAUGUGGACUUUAACUGCUCUGUUUUACGAGGCCUGGGUCACGUCAUGCCGAGAUAUAUGCGAAGAGAAUUCGAAGGGAACAAUCGACUUUGCUUUGAAAAUCCUAUUGACACUUCACUCGACAUUGGAAAAAAUGCGUACAAGAUUAGGUAUGUGUUUUAUUUGUUUAGCCACCAGUUUUGCGCGCUCUCCAGUUUGAUUCGUGGUUUGCGCGGGGCAGCGGCACGCGAAGUGGGAGGCGAAGCGGGAAGCGACGUGGCACGCGGAGCGGAAGAGAGGCAGGGCAGCUACGCGCAACAAGAACAGGAAGAUGCACUGGGACGCUACGCCGAGGGAGACAAACUAAACGCAGCCGGCUCCAUGUUCCCCCUCUUCUUCGCCAAUUUUCUGAACCCGGACAGCAUCGUCUUCACGAAGAGACUCAAGGCGGACUUCCCCAACCCGCAGUGGAACAUCAGCCACUUCAACUUUGCCGUCACCACGGAGGACAAACACAAGCUGCUGGAAAUGCUGCGGGACGAUUGGACCUCCUACUUUGAUCAGGGCCUUCCCCCCGACUCCGCGGCCCUCUUCGCCGCCUUCGACCGGGCCUUCCCUUUCUCCCUGGACCUCUACAACAACGCCUUCAGGUACGGUUAG